UGAAUGAACUGGCGAGAACUUUCCCACCGGCUCCCAUUCAGCUUCCCGAGGGAGAGAGAGAGGGAGAGAGAGGAGCCCCAGCCAUGGCCAGACGCCCCCUCCUCCUCCUCCUCCUCCUCCUGGCCCUCUCCUCCUGCUUGCUGCUCCGAGGGUCCCACGCCCGGGAAGUUGUCCUGCUGGACUUUGCCAAGGCGCAGGGGGACCUCGGCUGGCUCAACCAUCCUUUUGGGAAAGGGUGGGACCUCCUCCAGAACGUCAUGAACGAGUCCCUCAUCUACAUCUACUCGGUCUGCAACGUCAUGGAGGGCGACCAGGACAACUGGCUGCGGACCAACUGGAUCUACCGCAGCGAGGCCCAGCGCAUCUUCAUCGAGCUCCAGUUCACCGUGAGGGACUGCAACAGCUUCCCCGGCGGGACGGGCACCUGCAAGGAGACCUUCAACCUCUUCUACGCCGAGUCGGACGUGGACUACGGCAUCAACUUCCAGAAGCGGCAGUUCCGCAAGAUCGCCACCAUUGCCCCGGACGAGAUCACGGUCCGAGAGGACUUCGACACCCGCAACGUCAAGAUCAACGUGGAGCGGCGCUCGGUGGGGCCCCUCACCCGCAAGGGCUUCUACCUGGCUUUCCAGGACAUCGGGGCUUGUGUGGCCCUUCUCUCCGUCCGCAUCUACUACAAGAAGUGUCCCGCGACCGUCCACAACAUGGCCGCCUUUCCCGAGACCAUUGCCGGGGCCGACUCGCAGUCUUUGGCCGAGGUGGCCGGGGCUUGCGUGCCGGAUGCGGUGUCCGCCGGGCAGCCACUCCUGCACUGCAACUCCGAUGGGGAGUGGCUGGUGCCGAUCGGCGAGUGCCUCUGCCGGGAGGGCUUCGAGAAGAACGGCGACAACUGCAGAGCCUGCUCCCCUGGGUUCUUCAAGGAGGAGGUCUCCAACAGCCCCUGUUCUAACUGCCCCUUGCACACGCUGCCCUCGGCCACCGGCUCCACCUCCUGCCCCUGCGAGGAGGGCUACUUCCGGGCUGCGAGUGACCCCCUUUCCUCCCCAUGCACACGCCCCCCGUCCACCCCACGUAGCGUCACGGCCGUCGGCCUGGGAGCCAAGGUACAGCUCCGUUGGCUCCCUCCUCUCGACGCCGGUGGGCGCUCGGACCUCACCUACAGUGUCUCCUGUGAGCAGUGCUGGCCGGAGUCUGGAGAGUGCCGCCCUUGCGACCCCGGCCUCCGCUUCUCGGACCGCCCGCACGGCUUCACCGGCACCUCCUUGACCGUCAGCGAUUUGGAGCCCCACGUUAACUACACCUUUACGGUGGAGGCCCAGAACGGAGUGUCCUCCUUCAGCACCCGGCGCAGUUAUGGCGCUGCCAGCAUCAGCGUCAACCAGACAGAACCUCCACGAGUGACCUCUGUGACUAUGGACGGCCGCACGUCCACCAGCCUGACCUUGUCGUGGACUGUCCCUCCCCGGCAACGGAGCCAUGUCUGGAAGUACCAGGUCACUUACAAGAAGAAGAAGGACGAGCACAGCUACUCCGUGGUGCGCUGCGACGGCAACUCCGUGACCCUCCCGAAGCUGGCCCCGAGGACAAAGUAUGUGGUCAGCGUCCAGGCCCUGACCCAGGAGGGCCACGGGGCCCACAGCGUGGAGCACGAGUUCGAGACGCUCCCAGAACGAUCCGAUGGCGCAAACAGUGCCGCUGUCCUCGGGGGCUCCAUCGCUGCCUGUGUCGCCAUGGUCCUCUUCAUAGGGGGCUUAGUCUUUUUCGUUCACCGGAGGAAGAAGAACUCGAGGGCCCGGCAGACGCCUGAAGACGUUUACUUCUCCAAGUCUGACCAGCUGAAGCCCCUGAAGACCUACGUGGACCCCCACACGUACGAAGACCCCAACCAGGCGGUGCUGAAGUUCACCACCGAGAUCCAGCCGUCGUGUAUUUCCCGGCAGAAAGUCAUUGGCGCAGGGGAGUUUGGCGAAGUCUACAAGGGGACCCUGAGGAACGGCAAAAAGGAGCUCCCGGUGGCCAUCAAGACACUGAAGUCGGGCUACACCGAGAAGCAACGCAUUGACUUCCUGAGCGAGGCCAGCAUCAUGGGCCAGUUCUGCCACCACAACAUCAUCCGCUUGGAGGGGGUUGUGUCCAAAUAUAAGCCAUUCAUGAUCAUCACAGAAUACAUGGAGAAUGGGGCCUUGGAUAAAUUCCUACAGGAAAAGGAUGGGCAGUUCUGUGUCAUCCAGCUGGUGGGCAUGCUGAGGGGCAUUGCCUCGGGGAUGCGGUACCUAGCCAGCAUGAACUACGUCCACCGCGACCUGGCCGCACGCAACAUCCUGGUCGACAGCCAACUGGUCUGCAAGGUCUCUGACUUCGGACUCUCGCGGGUCCUGGAGGACGACCCUGACGCCACUUACACCACCAGCGGCGGGAAGAUCCCCAUCCGAUGGACUGCGCCUGAGGCCAUCUCCCACCGCAAGUUCACCUCGGCCAGCGAUGUCUGGAGCUAUGGCAUCGUGAUGUGGGAGGUGAUGUCCUACGGCGAGCGGCCCUACUGGGAGCUCUCCAACCACGAGGUGAUGAAAGCCAUCAACGAAGGCUACCGGCUCCCGGCCCCCUUGGACUGCCCCUCCGCCGUCUACCAACUGAUGAUGCGCUGCUGGCAGCAGGAGAGGAGCCAUCGGCCCAGAUUCAAUGACAUCGUCAGCAUCUUGGACAAGCUCAUCCGCGCCCCUGAGUCACUCAAGACCUUGGCGGAGUUCGACCCUAGGGUCUCCAUCCGCCUCCCCAGCACCAGCGGCUCAGAGGGCAUCCCUUUCCGAACGGUGGGCGAGUGGCUGGAGUCCAUCAAAAUGCACCAGUAUACAGAGCACUUCCUCUCCAGGGGGUAUAACACCAUUGAGAAGGUGGUGCAGAUGACCAACGAUGACAUCAAGAGCAUCGGGGUGCGCCUCCCAGGGCACCAUAAGCGCAUCGCCUACAGCCUGCUGGGGCUGAAGGAGCAGGCCGGCGCCAUCGGCAUCCCGCUCUGAAGCAGACGCAUUUAGCUGCUCGGGCAACGUGUUUCCUGGGACAUACUUGAAUGGAGAACCCUCUGGCCACGGAGUCAGCACAGCUCCGUGUCCUUCCCCACCACGUUGGGAGUCUCCCUGGUGCCAGAACUGCCGAAAGUCUCAUGUUUCGUUCCACCUACGUUGCUUCCAGACCUUGCGCCUGCUAUUCCAUCUACCAUUUCACGUGGCUCAACCUGUAGACCUCUCCGAGGCAACCAAAGCAACAUUGGGUUGUUUAUUCAUUUGCAGAUCAACUGACUUUUCCUCUUGGGAACUUGAUGGACCAACGGCCGCCUUAUUUCCGUGCUCAGGAACCUGGAAAACUGUUACAGUGUUGUUGUUUUUUUAUGACCACAUUCCUUUGCUUUCUAAUGAAGGUUGAACAUCACAGUCUCCAUUGGCCUUUCGCUUUGUUUACACAACCAAAUUCAGAGUGAGGCCUUGCACGGACUCCCUAUUGUGUAAUACUGAUGGAAAAUACAGUUCUAAUGGACAUGUGGUCACACACCUUCUAAAGCAUGCACAGCCAAAUUUCAGCCCUCCAGUUGUUUCGGCCUACAACUCCCUAUUGUGUAAUACUAAUGGAAAAUACAGUUCUAAUGGACAUGUGGUCACACACCUUCUAAAGCAUGCACGGCCAAAUUUCAGCCCUCCAGUUGUUUCGGCCUACAACUCCCUAUUGUGUAAUACUAAUGGAAAAUACAGUUCUAAUGGACAUGUGGUCGCUCACCUUCUAAAGCAGGCACGAGCAAAUUUCGGCCCUCCAAGUGUUUCGGCCUGCAACUCCCUAUUGUGUAAUACUGGUGGAAAUACAGUUCUAAUGGACAUGUGGUCGCUCACCUACUAAAGCAGGCACGAGCAAAUUUCGGCCCUCCAAGUGUUUCGGCCUACAACUCCCUAUUGUGUAAUACUAAUGGAAAAUACAGUUCUAAUGGACAUGUGGUCGCUCACCUACUAAAGCAGGCACGAGCAAAUUUCGGCCCUCCAAGUGUUUCGGCCUGCAACUCCCUAUUGUGUAAUACUGGUGGAAAUACAGUUCUAAUGGACAUGUGGUCGCUCGCCUACCAAAGCAGGCACGAGCAAAUUUCGGCCCUCCAAGUGUUUCGGCCUGCAACUCCCUAUUGUGUAAUACUGGUGGAAAUACAGUUCUAAUGGACAUGUGGUCGCUCACCUACUAAAGCAGGCACGAGCAAAUUUCGGCCCUCCAAGUGUUUCGGCCUGCAACUCCCUAUUGUGUAAUACUGGUGGAAAUACAGUUCUAAUGGACAUGUGGUCGCUCACCUACUAAAGCAGGCACGAGCAAAUUUCGGCCCUCCCAAGUGUUUCGGCCUGCAACUCCCUAUAGUGUAAUACUGGUGGAAAUACAGUUCUAAUGGACAUGUGGUCACACACCUACUAAAGCAGGCACGGGGAAAUUUCGGCCCUCCGGGUGGUUUUGGACUCCCAACUCCCACAAUUCCUAACACCUCUUUGUUGCCUUCUGUGUUAUUUAUUCAUUUUUUUAUCCAACUGCCGCUGUGCCUUCCGUUCCUGUAAAGCACUCUUGACUUCUUGACAAUGGUUCUGCUUUCAUAUUAUCACAUUCUUUUUGUUGUUGUUUCUUAAUUUAUUUUUUUAUAUUUAUUAAUUGUUGCCGGUAAAGAUGCACAAUUUAAAUAAGUUUACUUCCAUGCGUGUAUGAUGUUCUCUAGCUUUAAUAAAAUGUUUUUAUUCUUUA
This is a messenger RNA of Anolis sagrei ordinatus, 4755 nucleotides long. It is a transcript of the gene EPHA2, whose product is annotated as EPH receptor A2. Gene Ontology annotation, cellular component: dendrite; plasma membrane. Gene Ontology annotation, molecular function: protein binding; ATP binding; transmembrane-ephrin receptor activity. Lineage: Eukaryota; Metazoa; Chordata; Lepidosauria; Squamata; Anolidae. Gene Ontology annotation, biological process: ephrin receptor signaling pathway; axon guidance; protein phosphorylation. The record is from RefSeq and is a predicted model, not a curated record.